Messenger RNA from Acytostelium subglobosum LB1, 4125 nucleotides. RefSeq lists its product as hypothetical. NCBI's taxonomy places the organism in Eukaryota, Evosea, Eumycetozoa, Acytosteliales, Acytosteliaceae. Gene Ontology annotation, biological process: sexual reproduction. The transcript has 4 exons. Bases 1 to 4125 code for a protein of 1374 amino acids. The record is from RefSeq and is a predicted model, not a curated record.
AUGGUCAUCAGCAGUAGUGCAGUAACAUUAAUACAUAUAUUACAACGUUUGGUUGUUUGUGUAUUGUUGGGCAUCAUCUGCCUUACAACAACAUUCAAGGAUGACGCCAGAGGAGUAGGAGGUGUCGACGCGAUGAUUCAAGUGAUGAACCUCACACUGUCCCAGAAAGGCUUGGUACAAUUCGUACCAUCACAAUCAAUAAGAUUGAUGAUACUUUAUAAUACAACGAAUCCGAUCACAUCGUUCAACAUCACAUGUCCCUCAUUUGUGAAGCCACCCAAGGUCCAGAUCGGCGUCUUCUCCAUGGUGCUCCAAACUAUCACCAUCGACAUGUGGCUGUCGGACAACAUACGCAUCGACUACUCGCCAUACUCCUCCACCGACAAUAUGCCCUCCACGCUGAUAAUGACCUACAUCGCGGAUACCAAACCGGCAAUCCUCUCGCACGCAGCCGUUGCCCGCCUCAACCAAAAUACAACCUCAUUCGAAGCACUGGUCCGGUUCGGCUUCUCACAAGAGGUCGAGGACUUUAAUUUGGUCUGUAACACAUCGGCACCGAUACAGCUUGCCUGCGACCUGGUGCUGGCUGGCCCAAUGUCUCAAUCGCCACUGUACAUCGUACGACUGACGCCUCUGGCCAAGCCUGGCGCGGUACUUCGUCUGCCGUCUUCCGUGGACAUCAGCUACAUGCUACCCCCGGGCAGAGCUGCGACCACACAGACCAAUGUGGCGCUGCGUCUGGACAGCUUGCAAUCAUUCGUCAGUGAUGUCCAAUAUGUGAUCGCCAACAACACGGUGGUGAGCGAGCAGUUGGCCGAGAACUACGUGUACACAUAUGUCACGGCCCUGUCCAACAAUCGACUGGUAUAUUUUGAUCAUUCGCUUGGCCGUCCCGUGUCGGCCGUCCAGCAACUGCUUGGCAACCCAGGCAACUCACUGCUCCAAUACCGAAUGCCCUGGAUCACAUCGAACUCCUCAUCAUUUGGACUGUUCUCAAUGGCCACGACGGUAUCACCAUUGGCCAGUCCGAUAAUGUACACGAGAAAGUUCAUCAAGCUACUAACAUCGAUGACGGGCAACAGCGAUCUCGUCAAAACAAACGUUAUCGAUAUGACACUGCUCAUCCCGGACAAGCUUGCCAAUGUCUACGUCUAUGGCAAGACCUUGCCCUUCCCCUAUGGCUACCCAUCGAGCUCAUCCUACCAUUCAGACAAGUUCACUUUUGCCAUGUCUUUCCCGACCACUGUGGCGCAGGUCCAAGUCCCCGUGACAGCCUACCAUGGAACCGACAUCUAUGUCGGGGGCGGGAUUGUCUACAGCAUCAAACCGAACACACCUACGAUUAACGUUCCUCAUAUGAACUCAUUCGUUGUGGUUCCAACAGGUCCUUAUUCAUGUAUUGUUCAGUUUAGCAUUACUUGCGCAUUGGGAUUCUUGAAGGCAACCACUUCUUAUGGACAGGUGAUUACAACCGCUGACUUGGUGUCUGGUGACCUCGUCAAUGGAGUGUACGAGGCAGAAUUGGAGAUGCCAACCACAAUGGACUAUCUACCAAGAUUCAAACUGUCACUCUACGACACCAAGAUGAUCGAGGCAUCAUUCCUCGAGGGGAUGCCAAUCAAUCAAAACUUUAACACUCAAUUGACAAGACUUCCAUAUUUCUCACUCGAUAUUAAUACGAUCCAGAGCUUCAGUUUCCAACCCAACAACUUGGAUGUGAGCAAUGGUCCAAAGAGCACGACCCUUACCAUCAAGGUGCCCACUCCUUGGAAGACUGGUGCACCUCGUUUCCAACUGUUUGUUAAUCAAGGCGUUGAGUCAAAGGACUACAUAUUCCAGGGUUAUUAUGAUGCCAAUCAACAAUCUUAUAUCAUUCCGAUUACAGUCCGCGAGCGACUAUUCACAGGACCCGUCAACUAUGUCAUCCACUCUGACCCAACCCCCUUGACCCCAUCACUACUGGCUUCCAACCCAUCCAUUGGGGACAAUGCUUACCUCAAUGUUGUUUCAGAAUUUGCCGACUUGAUGGGACCGAUGGUGGCCAACAUCACUCAAAUUCCAUUCGCUACUGGCGAUAAUUAUUACUUGUGGUAUGUGGCAAUCCAGGACUUGGAGUCUGGCAUCAGGAAUGUGGAAGCCUACGCUUGGACGGAUAUGUACCCAGUCAUUCAAAAUAUCACCAGAUUCAUUUCGUUUGUCGGUGGGGAUGCUUUCACCGGCAUCUACGCCAUCAAGUUCUUCCCCAAUCUCCAACCGCCAAUGGACGUCAACUACACACUGGAGCUGAUUCUCACGGACAAUCUAGGCAAUCAAGCCUCGUCAUUCAAGAACUACACCAACCCCGCACCCAACGUUGAUCCAUUCUUGAACAUUAUCAACACGCCAAUGUACUCUCUGCGCCAAUACACAGUCCCUCGCAACUCGAGCAUUGUAGUCACAACACCGCCAAGUGCUACACAAAUGAAACUAUUGAAUCCGGCAGCGACAAUCAAUGUGGCAUCAAUGACAAGGAACAUCAGCAUGUCCUUUACCCUCACCACCUCUGCACAAUGUAGCAUCACCAGGAUCUUAAACUUUAAUGUCGAUCAUAGACCGAUUGUAUACAUCCACUCAGUCUAUGGCGAUACCAUUGCCGUCCCAGCUGUGUACACUACGAGCAUUGCGGACACCACCACAGGGUGGUCCAUCAAUGAGCAGCUGCCCUAUGGCUUUGGCGCAUAUGGUCUGACAAUGUCGAUCUAUGGCGUGCCCGACUCUUGCUACAACUACACCUCAAUCCCAUCCGUGCUGAUGCUUGAUUACAUCAACAUCACGACAGAGUUCAAGUUGACAGGCCCCGUCAUCCUCUCAGCGAGCGACAUCACCAGCCGUGGUGGCUUGCUCUCCAUUCGCGGCAAGCAGUUUGGUUUCAUCAACUCGACACAAACAAUCCUGAUGGUAGACUACACAGGCAAUGCGACCAGCUUCCAGCAGGUGCCAACAUCCUUUGUCAGUGGACCACUGGUCGUUGCCAGUAUCUCUUCGUUCAGCAGCCCGUCCAUCCUGAUCAAGGUGAUCACGCUGGGUGUCGAGUCCAAUGUUUACAGGGUUGUGGCCUAUAUCGCCCCACCUCCAGUGAUUGUCCCGACACAGCGCCCAACAACACCCCCAUUGCACAGCAACCAGACAUGUCCGGGUAGCCCACCAUGUAGCAACCAGGGUCGCUGUGUGAAUGCUCUCUGCGUGUGCAACCCGCCAUGGUACGGUCCAACAUGUGAGUCAGAGAUCGUUGACACACCCGUCGAACACAAUCCCAAUGCACCAACCACAAGCUUUGACUUCUCCACCGGCGUGUCCGUUGUGGAGAUUCAAGAGUUGACCAGUACUGGCGAUAUCUUCCAGCGCUAUAACCUGACAUCGACUUGGGAGUACUCCAAUGUUACAACCAACUAUGGCCAGACAUUCAACUACGUCUCCAAGCUGCCGACCAGGACACCCUCCAGCGUGUUAGUUCGCGUCGACUACUUUAACGUGGAGGCCAACGUAACAUUUGCCAACAAACUAUAUACGAUGCGGCCAUCCACCGUCAAGUAUUCAAUCUCAAUCACCCAAUAUCCGUUCAACUCCACGGUCAACACUCUGCGCGUCCUCCUCACGGCCUCAAUCAACAACACGAUCGACGACUGCUCGUCCAGCUCGGAUGUCGGACAGAUCAACAGUCGCGUCCAAUGGAUCAAACUCAAUGUCCGCGGCCACAGUCUGUACGGCCGAUUCAUCGACACUGGUGUUGUGGACGGACGCCCAACCAUCAUUAACAACAUCCUGAUGAAUGGUAAUGGAAAUGACAACAGUACAACCGAUGGCCAAUCAAUUAUUGCUAUGGACAUGCCAUACUUCCGCUUCACGGGCAUGAUUGAUCCCGAUUUCUCCGUGUUGGUGGACAAGAAUUAUAAUGCCAACAAGUGUUCUAGUAGUAGUGGAUUGAGCAACGAGGCCAAGAUCGCCAUCAUUGUUGCAGUCUGUGGCGCCGUCUGUGUGGCCCUCGUCAUCGUGGCCAUACUCAAACGAAGUGAGAUCAGAAUGGCCGCUAAAAUGCUCAACAGGAAGCUGAGGCACAAGCAAGAAGUCAAGAUGGACAACAUGUAA